AUGUCAUCAGUCCCUGAUUCGGCCAUCGGCUUGUCUAAGCUUGGAGACGAUGUACUCCAUCAUGCAAGCACUGAUGCCACACAUGAGCCAGGGAGCCAUGUAGACGCUUUACAAGCAAUCUCAAUGGAAUGGAAAGCUAGGCGAAAGCAUUACUCCGUUUCUACAUCCUCCAGAAUACCCAAUGCAGAAGUGAAACGGAAUAGUCAAGAACUUGGCCAAGAAGUUGGAGAUACUUUACCGCAGGAAAACAAAACACAUUGGAAUGGCCAGGAAGACAAACUUGAAGUGUCUUCGGUGACAGGAGAACAACUGGAUAAUUCCAUUCCCUCAAUUAGUAUCCAAGAUGAUCCCUCCGAGAUCGACACCGACAUUGCCACCAGAAAUCGAUCUCCGGGGAAGGAGAACGUGGCGACCCGAUUUAAAAGCAUCUUCACCGAGGAAUUCGAUGAACCAGGGGCGGAUCCGGAUGAUCCGGAGCUAUUCCAAUCUACGUCGAACCUAGCUCGAAACGACAUUGGUAAUCGCAAUCGCAGUUUCUCUUCAAUAUUCCCUCAAUCUGUGACUGGAACCUGGCAUAAAUCCCGAAGUGUAUUGCACUCCUUGGCUGCUACACUCCUUGAGCAGUGGGAACAGAUCAAGAGCAGUAGCGUUUUUGGUCUGUUGGGUACUCCGAUAAAACGGUCCUUCGAACCAAGGUCAAAUAGUGCAUCAUACAUCACUAGCCACGAAGCACCUAACAUCGCUUUAUAUGACUCCGAAGGUCUGGUACUUGACCUUCAACCGACCGCAGAAUCGUUCUCUCGUGACACCUUGGAUGCAGUGAAAGCUAAGCAUAAUACGCAUGGUGACGACAACCAGGAAGGGAUCUCCCAGUUCAAUCGGAGUGAGGUCCCCACGGAGAUUACAUCCUUCACGCAAGCUGACAGUAAUGCUGAACCAGCUCGUUUGACUGCUAGAGGUUGGAGAAAUAAUGUAUCCUGUCCCGCUGAGAAUAAGAUUACAGAAAGAAGUAUUCUAGAAAGGGGAUUAAAAAAAGAGAACUGCGACUAUCCGAGUACGGAAGCUUUCUUCAGUUUAAAAGAUGGAAGUGGAUCAACGAUUGAUGCUGGCACUGCCGGUCUGUGGCUAAGCUGGCUUCAGACUACAGCCACUCAGCUCAGCGGCUGUACUAAAUACAGCAGCAAAAUGACUUGA
This is a messenger RNA of Kwoniella shivajii, 1194 nucleotides long. RefSeq lists its product as uncharacterized. The transcript is spliced from 2 exons. NCBI's taxonomy places the organism in Eukaryota, Fungi, Basidiomycota, Tremellomycetes, Tremellales, Cryptococcaceae. The record is from RefSeq and is a predicted model, not a curated record. The coding region runs from base 1 to 1194 and encodes 397 amino acids.